This is a messenger RNA of Planococcus citri (citrus mealybug), 4592 nucleotides long. RefSeq lists its product as uncharacterized. The transcript has 2 exons. The coding region runs from base 203 to 2035 and encodes 610 amino acids. NCBI's taxonomy places the organism in Eukaryota, Metazoa, Arthropoda, Insecta, Hemiptera, Pseudococcidae. The record is from RefSeq and is a predicted model, not a curated record.
CAGUUAAUAACGCUAUCCGUUCUGAUAAGUGUAAUACUAAUAUCCAUCCAAUAUUAUAGGCACCUACCCAAAUUAAAUAAUUAAUAGAUAUGGCUGUUUCAGUUAUAUUCUUUACUUAUUCGCUCAAUGUUUCGUUCGUUUGGUUCAGACUGAAUAUACUUCAACGUGAGAAAUCAUUUUCCUCCACGACAGACUCCUGCAGAUGGCGAUCUCGAUCUCGAUAUUUCUCCUAUUCUUGAUCUCCUCUAUUAAGACCGAAACGCUGGCCAUCUUAGACUACAAUGUCGACUUCAUCAAAACUCCUUACUUCGUCGAUAAAAGCGAACUAUUUUUGGAAAUAUUUCGAUCGCGUUGUGGCAAAAUCGCCUUCAUUACAAUUCCUCCGAAAUUUGGUAAAACCACAAACCUGCAAAUGUUGAAAAAACUAAUACAGUUUGAAUUAGAUUUUGACUAUCGACCUAAACCAAUGAGAAGAACUAGCGCUUAUCACUUGGUACAUUAUUUAAAACUUUCCCAGCACGAAGAAGCAUAUUCGGCUCAUUUGGCUCAACAUCCGGUUAUCCUGUUCGAUUUAAAGUACGACGUUGAUGGAGAAGUUACACAUGAAAAACUAGUCACUGGUUUGGCUAGCAAAGUGCAGCAAACAUUUAAAGAGUACGAUUGGUUGACUGAUAAGCUUCAAAGUACUGUUCUUCAUCACGGCGACUUAUUUCAGAAAGCUUUACAAGCUAACCUAUCUGAAAAAGAAUUACUAGAUAGUUUAGUCGUAUUAAGCGAGAUAUUAUACAAAUAUUUCAACGAAUCUAAAGUGGUUCUUUUGGUCGACAAUUUCGAUUACACUAGUAAAUAUGAUUUCGUCAAACCUUACGUAACAGAUCCGUUAUAUUUCAUGAUCCAUUCGAUAAUACUGAACGUCACCAAAAGUCCGUAUUGCGUUAAACGUUCCUUGAUUUUAAGCGUAAGUGAUCGAAAAGUAAGCGCUCCACUGUAUGGAAACAUUCGUCAAUUCCCUUUCCUGGAAGAAGAUUAUUACGCUCCUUUUUUUGGAAUACUCCCGACGGAACUGGAUCUGCUAUUUGAACGAUACCGAUGUUCAGAGCAAGAAAAAAUUAACGUUAAGAAAUGGUACGCUGGGUACGAAACUAAUCUCAUAUACAGACCAAUUUACAAUACUUACUCAAUAGUGGAAUAUUAUCGCCAUCGAAACGAAUCGAACGCUUUACGACCGUACUGGGCUUCUGCUUUUGUUCAGAAUACCGCAUUCAUAACGCAAUUCCUUCGUGUAACCUUUUUCCGAACAGCGUUCAAUGAACUUCUGCGAUACGGGACCAUCUGCAGCAGGUUCAGGAAGCGUCGUUUACUCAAUGAUAAGAAAUUCUUACCCAAUAUGACCAAAGAUAACACAGACGUAUACAUAAGAGAUGAUAAAAUUAAAGAUCUAGUAGGUCUAUUGUUUGAACAAGGCUACCUCUGUCACAGAAAUUACAUCAAGGAAGAGAGUUACAAGAUACCAAAUUUGGAAAUAGAAAACUUACUAGUAUCCUUGGCGAUACAGUUCUAUCAAAGUCGCGAUAUUCCGGUGACGAAUGUGAGCUUUUAUCUACUAUCUGUACUAGAGGAAACCGAGAGCUCGACAGCCAGUUCUGAAUGGAAUGUACUUUCGAUGAUAAUACCAAUACAAAGGGCUAGAUUCAAUUCAUCGACGGAGUUCGAGUAUUUCAACAUUAUUCACUUGGCAUCGUUGCAUAUCAAAUUGACCGUCCCUGGAACUGAAAUAAUUAUCAAGUGGUUAACGAGCACAGCACAAGAAGACAUCGUAUUUAUAAGUAAUGGUAAGGCUAUGAUGAUCAAUAUGGAUUCAGAUUCGAGCCGUAUUGUUCAUGUUCCUCCGGAUCCGUACGUGUGCGGAUGCAUUCAGGGAAGAAAUAUUUCAACAGUGAGACUCCUAUCGGUGAGAAUUAAGGGACCGAAUCUAGUUAAAUGUCAAGUACGUACCGUCAAAUGUGAUUCUAAGUCAAUCGGACGUGGAAGUUGAUGGAAAAUCUUCUGUACCUGUUGUUUUCAAGUCCAAAGCUGAUAAAAGACAUUAAUAAUUCUAUUCUAAUGAUAAGUACACACUUACACAAGGAUGAAGGACAGGGUGUUCCAGGAAUCGUCUUUCCAACGAAACGAACGUAGAGAAUACUAAUUGUGGAGACGGAGACUGGAGACGUAGCCGACGUAGAAAGACGAAGACGUCGAAGACGAUGACGAACAAAAAACAUGUAUGACUGGUUGACUGGUUGACUGGUUGCCUGGUUGCUUAUCUUGUGAAUUGAAGGAGCCACGUGCUUCGCAUACUCGAAAUUUACCAAUUUUGGAAAAAAAAAUCCUAAAAAAGAAGGAAAAGUUUUGGAUUACUUAGAUCAUCAGUUGACGAACAAAAAAAUGUUGCUAUGAUAAAUUGCAUACCUUCAAAAUUGAAGGGGAACACUUGAUUCAAAAACCAAUUUGGGAUGAUUCAAAUUUUGACGAUUUCAUACUUUCAAAUUGUGUUUGCUUUUUAUUCGUCAAUUUGAGCACUGUGGGUUAUUGACGACAUUUUAAAGAUGCAAACAUUUUCUUACUAUCUGUGAAUAUAAAAAGUUACACCGUUUGAAGGGCUAAUGGUGAAAGUCUGAAAGUCGCCUUAGUCGAAAGUGAUUCUUGUACAAAUCAAUGAAAACGUUGUUGUCCUAUGGUCCUACUUCAAUGGCAGGCCUAAUGUAAAAACUUUAUGGUCAAGUAUUUAAAAAAAACAUCUUCAACUAUCCCAGAAUGCAUUACAAUACUCAUUUUUCCUUUAAAAUAGGUAAAUGAAAUAUGAAAAAAAAAUGUUUAAUGUUGUGUGAACAAAAAAAUGACUAAGGCGGUUUUCAUCAUUUUUGUGCAAAAAUUUACCAAUUUUGGAAAAUUUGCCAAAAAUGAGAAAAUGUUUGCAUGUGGAGUGUUUACUGUUUUAUUUUGACUUUUGAUUCACCUACCUAAUUCAGGAGUUUUUAUUCAUUUAUUUAUUUUUAAUAAAUGUAAAAACAAAGAAUGGUUUCUUAGUUUGUUUAUUGUUUUCCCUGUGUUUUUUCCGAAGCUUUUUACGACCAUUAUACUUAAAUGAAGCAAGGAGAGACUUAAUUGUUCAAAAUUAAAUAAAGUGUAUCACUAUUUUCUUCGUUUUUUAAAAUUAAAAAAAUAAAUAAAUUUUGAAUAUCAAUGGUAUAAUAGUUAGUAUUUUUACUCACUAAGGUUGAUUUUUAAUAAACAUACUUAAUACUUGCUGAAGCUCAGACAAAAUUAUUAUUGUUAAUAAAAUUCAAUCUUAUUUUUGUUUUUUUUUGUUUUCAUAAAAUUACUAUAAAAUCUUUGGUUUUGAAAAACUUGAUUUGCCCCUAUAAAGAUAUGCUGAGGAACAUCGAACAUCUGGAUGAGUAUGAAACGAAUCUAAACGAAACUAAAUGCCAGGCGAGUUGAAUUUUGGGAAAUGUUCUUUACUAUGGGUCGUUCUAAUAACUAUGUAUGUACGUAUAAUAAACUGGCAUUCAGCAGGUAUGCCAAUAGAGCCUACACUUGUUAGUUGUUGGUAAUGAUUGAAUAGUCACCUAUUUGUGAGUACAUAGGUAGUUUAAUUAAUGAGGCAAAAUCGCCCUCGAAUUGAGGACUAGGUAUUAUAAGUAGCUAUAGGUACUAAAAAUUUUGUUCUUUUUUCUCAUGUGUAGUACCAGAUUUAUAUUUUAGCGUUAAAUUGGUCAUAAGCCAAAUCCAUUACCCACUAAUUAAAAUAGUUAGACUUUAUCACUCCUACAAAUAGAAACAUUAUUGUAUUCCAUGAAAUGUAAUAAGUUAUUUCGUACAUAAAAUGCAAGUUGAUUAAAUAAUAAUUUAAGUAAUUAAAGAUACCUACAUUGCUAAAUUUACCUACUUAAUGCAAAGUUAUACAUCGGUUACAUUUCCGUCAAUUUUUCUGUGUUGUAUUUGUAUACACGCGCAUAAUUCAAACAGUGAAUUAGGUAUGUAUUUUUAUACAACUUUUUUCAUUGGAAUCUUUCUGAUUUUGCAAACUUCGUUCGUGAUUUCAAUACCUUUACCGCAAGAAAAACCGCCCAACAGCGACUUACGAAAAUUAUUUCAGCUAGCAGACACAAACAGAGAUAAUAAAAUAAGUAUUUACGAAUGGGCAAACAUCUUGGGAAGAUUGGGCCUUCCGCUUCCCGAGUCAUUUGAACAAACGUUCAAGGAGAUUGAUCAAGAUAAGGAUGGAUAUUUAAGCUUCGAUGACUUAACGCGGUUGACGCUUGACGGAAAUGCCUUCAGUUAGCAGACACCUACGGGGACAAUAAAAUCAACAUAUUUGGCGAAUGGGCGAACGUCUUGAGAAGAUUGGGCCAUCCGCUUCCCGAGACAUUUCACACACGUUCAAGGAAAUUGAUCACGAUAAGGAUGAUCAAUUAUGAUAUUUUUCAAACAUUCCUUUUUGAAAAUGUGACAAUUGAUUUUUCUCAACUUCCAAAAAUGAUGAAACAAACAACUUUACAAAAACAUUUUACCUCGGUAAUAAAUAAAAACAAACAUACAUCAAAUAA